This is a messenger RNA of Lodderomyces elongisporus, 3498 nucleotides long. It is a transcript of the gene MIP1, whose product is annotated as DNA-directed DNA polymerase gamma. Lineage: Eukaryota; Fungi; Ascomycota; Pichiomycetes; Serinales; Debaryomycetaceae. The record is from RefSeq and is a predicted model, not a curated record. Gene Ontology annotation, molecular function: DNA binding; DNA-directed DNA polymerase activity; 3'-5' exonuclease activity. The transcript has a single exon. Bases 1 to 3498 code for a protein of 1165 amino acids. Gene Ontology annotation, biological process: mitochondrial DNA replication. Gene Ontology annotation, cellular component: mitochondrion; gamma DNA polymerase complex.
AUGGGCCGACCGAUUCUACCAUGCCCACACCGGCUUCUACUACACCAUUUACAAACAAGGAUUGUGCUAACAACGUCAACAACAUCAGCAAAGUCCAUAAUCACAUUACCACCAAGUCGUCAUUUCACAACCAUUCCCAAAAAAUUGGGUGCACCCGCUGUGGUCAAGACACAAGUGCUGUUGCAAAAGCCGUUGCAAAAGCCGUUGCAAAAGCUGUUGCAAAAGCUGCUGCUGCAACAUCAACAACAACAAUUUCCCAAGACCGCAAAUGCUUCGGUAUCACCAUCGCCACUCGCUGAACAGCCAAGGAUCAACCAAGUUGGCAUCCAGUACUUAUCGAAACAAUUGCAUCGAAAAAUCUUUCCUGGAACUAGAACUGAUGCAUUUAUCAAAAAUAAACAAAAACAAGAGGUGCUUGAGAUAGCACAACAACACUUGCAGGACAAUGAAUUGCUCGGGAAAAAGACACAAAUAACCGACCCCAUAACUAUUGAGAAUUUUCCUGAUCUUGUAGGGAAAUCACUUGAUGAACAUUUCUACAAUUUGGGAACAAUAGCCUCGGAGCCAUAUAUGACUAUGGCCAAGGAGUUUUUUGCACAACCAUCACCACAACAAGAACAACAACAAGAACAACAACAAGAACAACAACAGUCCCAGCAGCAAGCACAAGAAUCAAAAAAUGGAAUUCCUUCCAUACCGCAUCAAGACAAAUGGGUUUUCCAACCUGGGUGGACGAAAUACACUGAAAAUGGAGAGCCAGAACAAGUGCCUUACCCAUUAGAAGAUGCAUUGGUGUUUGAUGUCGAGUGUUUAUACAAAAUCAACAACCAUGCAGUGUUGGCAACUUGCGCUUCAGCCAAGGCAUGGUAUGGAUGGGUUUCUCCUGCACUCUUACAAGUUUCUGAAAGGAAAAAGAAAAUGGAAAAGAAAAAAAAUAAUAAACAAGUCGAUUGGAACCAUUUGAUACCCAUGAACUGCGAGAAACAAGACAAACUAAUUAUAGGGUACAAUGUGAGCUACGAUCGUGCAAGGAUAUUAGAAGAGUACAAUAUAAAGAAAUCUAGGGCAUUUUAUCUCGAUGGAAUGGCCUUGCAUGUUGCGAUAAGUGGUAUUUGUUCAAGACAACGGCCACAAUGGCAAAAAUAUAAUAAAGAGAAGAAUAGAAAUAAAUAUAAUGGGCAAUAUGAGGACGAAGGUGGCGAGGAGGAUGAAAGCCAUCUUAUGGAUGACGAUCCAUUAAGGAUCACGCCGGCUCAAUUCGUCGAAGAGGAUCCAUGGUUACUUCGUGGAACACCAAACUCUUUGGCUAAUGUGGCCAAAUUUCAUUGCAAUAUUGAUAUGCAAAAAGAAGAUCGAGAAUUGUUUUCAUCCGAGGAUCCGCAAGUGGUGGUUGACAACUUUAAUAUGUUGAUGAAUUAUUGUGCUCACGAUGUUGAAGCAACUUUUAAAGUGACGCAGAAACUUUUUGAUGAGUUUCUCGAAAAAGUGCCACACCCAGUAUCAUUUGCCGCUUUAAAGCAUUUGGGCAAUUUAAUUUUGCCAACUACAAAGAAAUGGGUGAAAUAUAUUGAAUCUGCAGAGUCUUGUUACUCGGCUAAUAGAGACGAAGUUCAAAAUACAUUGAAAAAAUUGGCAGAGGAUUUGGUAGUGUAUAUUAAACAAAACAAACCAGACUUGGAACCGGAUCAUGCAAACGACCCCUGGUUGAGCCAAUUGGAUUGGACAUUGAAAAAGGCUCGAUUGAAAAAAGACGGAACACCAGUCAAGAAUAAUGCGUACUUGACUGGAUAUCCGGAAUGGUACAGGGAAUUGUUCAAGUCCAGUUCCAAGACUGAAAUGAAUAUUAGUUUGCGAACAAGAAUAACACCAUUGCUAUUGAGAUUAAAAUGGGAAGGGUACCCAUUAUUCUGGGUCAAGUCGCAAGGCUGGUGCUUUAAAGUACCUUAUAGUGAAGAACUCGUUGCUGAGUUGAAGGAGAAAAAUUACGUUCAAGUCAGAUUAACCGGAGACGAAAUAGAAUCGACGUAUGAUGCAUUGAACCCAGCUGGUCAGUCAUAUGUAUUGUUCAAAGUUCCUCAUCCAGAUGGUCCCACCCUCAGAUGUACCUCUGUUCUUUCCAAACGGUUUUUGAGAUUUUUCGACGAGGGUGUAUUAACAUCGCAGUAUGACUAUGCAGCAAAAAUCCUCAAGCUCAAUAACGAAGCUUCGUAUUGGAUGGGUAAUAGACAACGGAUCUCGGACCAAUUUGUUGUGUUCAAUGAUGAUGAGCGGAAAGCGAGGUUUUUUAAAACUAAAAAGGAAAACGCUGAACAUCUGGAUAUGGGGAUCAUUUUGCCACGCUUGGCGUCUAUGGGCACCAUAACGCGUCGUGCAACUGAAAACACAUGGCUUACAGCGUCAAAUGCGAAAAAGAAUAAAAUUGGUUCUGAGUUGAAAACGUUGAUUGAAGCACCAAAGGGUUAUUGUUUUGUGGGGGCCGAUGUUGACUCUGAAGAAUUGUGGAUUGCGUCGUUAGUAGGUGACUCAAUAUUUGGACUACACGGUGGUUCGGCAUUGGGGUGGAUGACGUUGGAAGGUGAAAAGUCACAAAAGACUGAUUUGCAUUCCAAAACAGCCAGUAUUUUGGGUAUAUCUCGUAAUGAUGCUAAAGUUUUUAAUUACGGAAGAAUUUAUGGUGCAGGUUUGAAAUUUGCCACCACACUAUUGAAGCAGUUUAACCCUAGUCUAAGUGAAAAAGAGGCAGAGGAUACCGCAAAGAAGCUUUAUGCCAGUACAAAGGGAAAGAUACGAGGGUCCAAAUCCGUAAAGAGCAAUAAAUUUUAUUCUGGUGGUAGUGAAUCUGUGAUGUUUAAUGCGUUGGAAGCUAUUGCGCAACAACCCAAGCCUAGGACACCUGUGCUUGGUGCUCAAAUUACUGAAGCAUUGACAAAAAGGAAUUUAAACAAGAAUACAUAUAUGACGUCACGAGUCAAUUGGACGAUUCAAAGUUCUGGAGUCGACUAUUUACACCUACUUAUUGUAUCGAUGGAUUAUCUUAUUGAAAGAUAUGGUAUAGAUGCCAGAUUAGCCAUUACUGUGCAUGAUGAGUUGCGAUAUCUUGUUAAAGAGGAGGAUAAAUAUAUGGCUUCAUUAUUGCUCCAAGUUAGUAAUGUUUGGACUCGUGGGAUGUUUGCUUACAAAAUGGGUCUUUAUGAGUUGCCUCAAUCGUGUGCAUUUUUCUCAGAGGUUGAAGUAGAUCAUGUGCUACGUAAAGAUCCCAAAGAUGCUUGUAUUACGCCCUCGCAACCAAAGCCCAUUCCACCGGGGGAGCUGACAACAAUUACAGAAUUGCUCAAGUUGUGUUCCUUGCCUGUAAAGAGGAGGAGACAACCACUUGCUAAAGGUUAUAUUCCAUCACAUUCUACUAUAUCUACACUUGAUCGAAGUUUGAAUAGUCUAAGGCUUCAAACAAAUGUGUUGAAGAAACGACGACGAGAAAAGGGGGAGGAGGAGCUUUAG